This is a messenger RNA of Caenorhabditis sp. 36 PRJEB53466, 9389 nucleotides long. The record is from the annotation of a GenBank genome assembly. Lineage: Eukaryota; Metazoa; Nematoda; Chromadorea; Rhabditida; Rhabditidae.
AUGUCCGCCAUAAACCCAGACGAGAUAUUCAAGAAGGUCUCGCCGGAAACUCGGAAAGUGCAUAUCGAUGAGUGAGUCAGUGCAUGGAUACAAAAAAGUUUAAUGGGGUUAUUCAGGCUGUGAAAAAAACGAUUUUUUUUCGUUUUUUUUCGUUUUUUCACGUCAAAAAACCCAAUUCAGCGGUGUAAAAAAACGGAAAACAAACAUACGCUGAAUAUAUAGCCCCAUAAGAAAAUUAUCAUAUUUUGAAGAUAGAUUUCAGGACCAAGUUUUUCUGAUUUCCAGAGCAAUCUCAUCAGUCGUCAGAAAGUUAUCGGCCAAGGUGAAAUCUGGAACAAUGUAAGUUGUUCGAAUUGAAUAAUUUAAGAUAAACUGCUGGAAAUCCUCUUUCAGGUCAUCCCCCCAAUCUUCGCCGACCUCGUCAGACCUCCCGUCACUCGCACAGACUCCGACUCGAGAAUAUUCGACCAAUCCGUCCCUUCCUCUCUCUCCUGCUUCUUCUUCUUCUUCUUCUGGUCCCCAAGAUACUCCCGUACUCACCGUUCUCCAGUUCAUCAUCAGAGAAGCCACGGUCCGCCUUCAGAAGGAGCAGAUUUACGAAAAGUGGAUGUGAGUGUAAAGUCAACGAGCAACAGUACUUUUCCGGACGGUUUUGGCGAAAAGCUGUCAACUAGAAAAUUACAGUACCAGACGUGAAAUGAAAUUUAUUAUUGUAGUUGACAACUUUUCGAUCCAAACACUUCUAAAGACACUGUAGCUUGGCAAAGUAGGCCUAGCGUUUCAGUGCUAAAUUCCAAGAGCUACACUACCUUUAUGCCGCGUUCAAAGUCUCGAAAACUCCGCAAAUCUCGCGGAUUUUGCGGUCCAAAGUCUUCAGAAAUUUGCGGGAAAUCCGGGGUGCGCACAGCUGAACGAGUGUUACCGUACACCAUAAAACUACGGUAUUUUUUUUAAAGUUUUUUUCCCCAAGAAAUUUGAAAAAAAUUGCAAACAUUCUCGAGAAAUUUAAAUUUUUUUCAAAAAAAUACCGAUGAAAAAUUUACCCAAGAAAUUUGAAAAAUUGCAAAUAUUCUCGAGAAAUUUAAAUUUUUUUCAAAAAAAUACCGUUGAAAAAUUUACCCAAGAAAUUUGAAAAAAAUUGCAAAUAUUCUCGAGAAAUUUAAAUUUAAAAAUACCGUUGAAAAAUUUACAAUUGAAAAAUUUGCAAUUUUUUUCAAAUUUCUUGAAAAAUUUACAAUUGAAAAAUUUGCAAUUUUUUUCAAAUUUCUUGAAAAUUUACAAUUGAAAAAUUUGCAAUUUUUUUCAAAUUUCUUGGGUAAAUUUUUUUAACGGUAUUUUUUUGAAAAAAAUUUAAAUUUCUCGAGAAUAUUUGAAAUUUUUUUAAAUUUCUUAGGGUAAACUUUCAAAAAAAUACCGUAGUUUUAUGGUGUACGGUAACACUCGUUCAGCUGUGCGCUCCCCGGAUUUCCCGCAAAUUUCUGCCGACCUUGGACUGCAAAAUCCGCGAGAUUUGCGGGGUUUCCGAGACUUUGGACGCGGCAUUAAGAGUGGUCGUAGAAAAAAGUCAUCAACUGACAAAAUCAAGUACUAUUUUCAGGGAUCGAUCUGCAAUCGUGAACAAGAUUCGAACCGACACGUGGCUGGGUAUCGUCCGAGAUGCGAAGGAGUUGUUUCCGGAGGAAACGACAGAGCUGACUGCGGCCAAAGCGAAAAAAAUGCACUCGAAUUAUCGAAGACGCAAUCCUGAGCAAGUCGAAUAUUUGAAAAACAGAAAUGGGAAUUUGAAAAAAAGCAGAAAAAAAAAUUUGAAAAACAGAAAUUGUUCUUAUCAAUUGUUUGUGGAAUUCCAGAAUAAUGCAACAAAUUCUCAAGUGUCCGGAGGGCAUCAACAAAGAUAAUUGGCCGGCAAAGGCGGCAGCUGCGAAGAAAAGACAAUUCUUCGAGGAAUCCGGAGCUCACGUGGAAGCUCCAAGCCGUCCGAAAAGAGAGUGUGUGCGCCAGAAUUUGAAAACGUCGGAAGUUGCGUCGAAAGUCGAGAUGCCAGAGUUAUCCGUUCCAGUUCCAGCGCAAAAUAUUGCGUUUAGCGGGAAUUCGGCCGAAGAAAUCACUUUGGAGCAGAUUCGACGCAUUGAACUUGCCUUCGCCGCCGAAAUUUCCGGUAAGAAUAUAUAUUUUUCAAUUCUCUUGAAUUAUCGAUUUUCUCGUUUUUUAGGAGGUCGCCAAAGCUUGAAGCCUGAAAAAUUGGUCAUCAAUUGCAUCCCGUGGAAAUGUGAGUUUUCAAAUAAAAGAAGUUGGCAAUGAAAAAAUGUUAAUUUUAGGAUUCUCCCAGACACGGAUAAAUAUUGCAAACAAACGCAGGACGUGAAACAUUUGUAAUUCGAACUUUUUUCUAACGAGCUUUAUCGAAAAAAGAAUAAAAAUUUCUGUAGUGACCUAGAUAAAUAAGAAGCACACGCGCGCACACGUUAUUACAGACAACAUCGAAAGAAAAAACACGGUCUCCCAGGAGGCGCUAAUGCUAAACACAGUGCGCUCAUAAGUUGCGGAGUGUCGUUGCAACUUUUGAAAAUUUGCACGUCUAAAAAUACAGUUCAAUUCGAGUUUACGACCUUUAUUUCUUUCUUUUUGACUUGAAAAACGUCUAGAAAACAAUAUUUUACCGAUUCUUUACCGAUUUACCGAUUCGAUUCUUUAACCGUUCUUUACAGAAUUUAGAGUUUUUCAUGUUUUUAGCGUCUUUUUCGCAUUUCGUCAAAACUUCGAACCUUUAUAUUUCAGCUCAUUUUGCAUUUCAUGAGCCCAACGAACGAUAAAAAUGUUCGCUGAAUCUUUCUUCACAAAAUUCAGGUUCCGGAAUUUCCGUAGUGCUCUAAUUAUUUGAAUCCAGGUUCCAGGCGUACAAAAAGUAGGUGCAUUGUGCAGAAAACAUCGAAAGAACGCGAACUCCCGUUGAAAAUUAAUUAAUCGGCCGCCGCGUAAAUCGACACAGCCCGCCUGUUGCAAGUGCGCCCCAUUGAAAUCAUUCGCGCCCUGGGAGAUCGUGAAAACGUCAUUAAUUCUGAAAAUUAGUGUGUUUUCAUAUCGAUUUAUCACCUUUGGCCACAAAAAUCAGAGAAAACCUGCUCAAUUCAUGAAAACGCCAUAGGGUUUCGCAAUUCAAAUCUUUUUCUCGUUUUUAUCUUUUAAAACAUGUCGAAACGCAAUUGCAAAAAACUCAAAUUUGAAUUUUCAGGACUCUUUGCAAUAAUUUGUGCAGUUGGAAGGGCGCGGCGCCGAUGGAAAUUCGAGCGACACGAAGUAGCUGCACGAAUAUACUGAGAGAGCCUGAAAAGAAUGAAAAGAAAAAAAAAGAACAGUUGCUUUCUUCGCCGAUGAAUAAUUUCAGACUCUCUUAACGAAUUUUACAUUUGAAAAUGAGAAAUUGUAAGAAUUACAUCAACUUUUUAGGCCCCCGCAACACUUUUUGAUAUCACUGAGAAACUAUGAAACUCAUAUUGCAAUUCCAGACACGAUUUUGUGACGGCACACGGUCUCCAGAGCUGACAAUGGGCGGGCAAGUGCGCCCCGCCCAAUAGAGCGAUACAUUGGCGCGAAAUUCAAAUUUUAACAGCAAAAUUUGUGUUUUUUGCCAGAUACGCCACGAAAAUCCGAUAAUUUCUCAUUUGUCUCUCGAUAGACCGAUUGUAUAGGCUAUUACGAAUUUUUUAAGCGCAAGAGCGUUAAAUUUGGCCAAGUCGCAAAUCACAUUUAUCCGUUUGAAGGUUUUUCGCUAAAACUGCGUGAAUUUCAGUUGCUUUUCGGUAGUUUUCGCGGUUCGAGCGCUCAAAAAGCUUGUAUUUACGUGAUUCAUCAUUCUCAAAACCAAUUAUUUUUGAAAACGGUCAAGAAAGCGCAAAAUGAGAAAAAAAAAACAAAAAAAAAGUGUUUCGAUUUUUUGAUGACAUUGUGAAAUGCCACGUAUUGUAUCGCCCCAAAAAAGUGUAGAAUCGAAUUCAUUCCUUCCUCCCCCUCCCUCUUAAAAAUGUCUGCUUAUUCACUUUGUCUUCUUCUUCUUAUUUUUCUUCUAUUGAACGUGGCAUGUGUGAAAAUUGGUUUCCAAAAGCUGACGGCCGAGGAGAACGAAAAACUGCACGAAAAUUGUGGAAUAGCCGAACGAGGUGAGUGAAAUCCGGCACAAAGUCUACGAAACAUCGAAAAAAAACAACAAAAAUCGGCGUUGCAGACCCGACAGAGGACAACGACGGAUUCAAUGAACAUAUUGGCGAAGCGCCGUGGGCGAUCGGAGCUCAUAGUCAGGGAAAAUACUCAGGAGCGACUCUGAUCUCGCCGAGACACUUUCUGCUGCCGGCCACACUAGUCAUCGCGAAAACCGAUUUUGAGAAUUUGAACAGAACCGAAUGCCGUGAUGGGUAUGGAUGGAAUCUUGUAGUAUUUCUGUAGUCGAUCACCUUUGUCUACCACCACUCCCUGGGGUACUGUAGCGCGUGGAAGUUGGUGACACAGUACUCUAGGGAGUGGUUCCAGAAAAAAAAAAUUAGUGCCAAAUUCCCAGCGCUACACGGUCUCUAGAGCUGACAAUAUGGGCGUGGCCUCGGCCAAACGGCGUUUUCAUGAAUUGAGCAGGUUUUUUCUGAUUUUUGUGGUCAAAGACGAUGAAAAAUGAUUCGCUUUUUUCGCUUUUCGCCUUCGCUUUUUCGCCGAUCGCCGCCUAAAAACCGCACUUCUCAUUUUGCGCUUUCUUGACCGUUUUCAGACAGAAUUGGUUUUGCGAAUGAUAAAUCACGUAAAUACAAGCAUUUUGAGCGCUCGAACCGCGAAAACUACCGAAAAGCAACUGAAAUUCAAGCAGUUUUAGCGAAAAACCUUCAAACGGAUCUGCGACUUGACCAAAUUUAACGCUCUUGCGCUUAAAAAAUUCGUAAUAGCCUAUACAAUCGGUCUGUCGAGAGACAAAUGAGAAAUUAUCGGUUUUUCGUGGCUAAUCUGGCAAAAAACGCAAAUUUUGCUGUUAAAAUUUAAAUUUCGCGCCAAUGUAUCGCUCUAUUGGGCGGGGCGCACUUGCGCCCAUUGUCAACUCUGGAGACCGUGCGCUACAGUACCUCAGAGAGUGAAUUUAGCAAAAAAAGUUGUCAACUACGAAAAAAAAAAAUUUUUUUUUCGAAAAUAUUCAGACUUCUAAGCAUUUUCAGAGCGCUACUUCUUACUGAUGCCAUCAUAAAACAACUGGAUGCGAUUUGGUGGAAAGGAAGUGUUGCAUCGAGAGUCGAAACACUAACGUCGUACAAAUCCGUGUACUACCUCGGAAACUGCACAUCGGAAAACACGAUCAGACUGUUGUUAGUGGAACUGAAAGAAGAUGUGACCAUACCGCCCGUCUGUUUGCCACGUAAGCAAAAUGUUCAUCAAACCGUUGUGCUACUAUUAUCGGGGCACCGGACAGAAAGGGCGCCGCGCUGUUCGCAAUCUGGCCGAAUUUCUAGGCCGCGAAGUAAUUUUCCACUGAAAAUGUGGCCUAACUUUUCAAACUCGGCCCGAGAUCGCUCAAUUUGCACUGCAAAAAGGCGUUUCUCAUCAUUCUGUGCAGUGCCCCUAAAUAUAAUAAAAGAAAUAGUGCUCUAGAAAAAAACAGUUCAUAACUCGACCAACUACAAAGUUAUUCACGAGCACGGCGACCAUGAGUGUAGAAAGGGGCGUGGCCUAAUCUGAGACGCGUUUUCUGAAAAUUGCCGCAAUUCCAGCACACUUUUCCGAUAUUUUUGUGUGUUGAUAUCGACGAAAGAAGAGACAUUAAAGAGAGAAAACAUUGAAAUUUUCGUGAAAACGCCGCGUUUGAGACGUUUUUGGCAUUUUUUUUGGCCGCCGAAAUUUCGGAAUUUUCAUAGCGGCCGAUCUGUAUAAUUUUGAGACGAAGUGAGUGUCGGAAGUUAAGCACACGUUAAUACAAGUAUUUUAAGCGUUCAAACGGCAAAAAGUAUCGGCGAAUGACUGAAAUUCGCGCAUUUUCAGCACAAAACUUGAAAAUCGAUUGAAUUGAUUGAAUUUCUGAAUGAAACCUGCUCGUUUUAAGGUCUCAAAAAAUGCGCGAUGAUUAGUUUAUUAAAUUUAUGCAAUUACAUCAUCGAAACCCGUACAAAAUUUGGGUAAAUUUUGACGAAUAACAUGAAAAAUGGGCUUAAAUUUCGAAACCGUGCACGCUAGGCCCCACGCCCCUUUCUACGUUUUUGGUCGCCGUGACGAGAUAAUUUGUGUCAACUUUCCCGUAGACCAUUUUCCUCAUGAGCCUGCUUCUUGAGUUACUACAGGCCACAAAAGAUGGGCUCACUUGUUUUCUAAAAGUCUGCGUACGCUCAUCUCGCAGUUUUUUUCGACUUUUGUGACACCUCAAUUUCAGUGAAAGGUCAGCGAUUGUCAUUCGGCGAGGAAGUUCGAACGCAUCGGUGGUCGAGCAAACACGAGUUGAAGCCCGGAAAAAAGUACAUGGCGAGAGAGAAAGUGCUCAACAAACUGAAUUCGGAAUUCAUUUUCACGUCUCAAUUGCCAGUGGCCCCGGACCAAAUCAAUUCGAGCGGAAGCCCGAUGGUCAGAAUGCGCGAUUCCAGAUACACGGCGUUUGCCAUUUUCCGCUACAGUAGACAAUGUUUGUCACACAGAAAAAAGAAGUGUCGGUUGAAACAAGAGUGUUCAUUUCAGUCGGUACUUCCAACAACACAGCUCUGCGUGAUAUGCGUGACGUUUACUUCAAACUCAACUUUUAUCUCGAUCGGAUUCGGCGUCUGACGGGGAUUACUGAACCUGCCAGACCUCCUCAACUACCGGGAACCCGGUUGAGCAUAUUGGAAAAUGUGAAGUUGCAUGAAGAGUGCGGAGUGGCUCCGAAAGGUUUGAGAAACUAGUUAGAGUUGUUAAAACACUUGAAGAAAAAUAUCUGAAAAUCCAACUUGAUUAUUCACAGAUGAAAGUGAUGAACCGAACGCGGCCGGAUACCGGGGAGAAGCGCCGUGGGCCGUCGGGCUCGUGUUCGAUCUUCCGGACCCGGUCGUUUACAAGGGUGCCACGCUCAUCACGCCGAGACACGUGCUCUUUUCGGCGGACGCAGUGUUCGAGACGAACUGGGCGUUCCUGGAUCGGCGAUUGUGCGGCGACGGACUGCUCGCAGUGGGCGCCGAAAAAUUGAGUGUCAUCUCGUGGCUCGGUGACGUUAAAAACCGAACGGAAAAGUAUUCGCCGGUGAAGACGGUAAUGCCGCGUCCAAAGUCUCGGAAACUCUGCAAAUCUCGCGGAUUUUGCAGUCCAAAAUCGGCAGAAAUUUGCGGGAAUUCCGGGGAGCGCACAGCUGAACGAGUGUUACCGUACACCAUAAAACUACGGUAUUUUUUUGAAAAAAAUUCAAAUUUCUCGAGAAUAUUUGCAAUUUUUUUCAAAUUUCUUGGGUAAAUUUUUCAACGGUAUUUUUUUGAAAAAAAUUUAAAUUUCUCGAGAAUAUUUGCAAUUUUUUUCAAAUUUCUUGGGUAAAUUUUUCAACGGUAUUUUUUUGAAAAAAAUUUAAAUUUCUCGAGAAUAUUUGCAAUUUUUUUCAAAUUUCUUGUGUAAAUUUUCAAACGGUAUUUUUUUUGAAAAAAAUUCAAAUUUCUCGAGAAUAUUUACAAUUUUGCAAAUGUCUUGUGUAAAAAUUUAAACGGUAUUUUUUUGAAAAACUUAAAUUUCUCGAGAAUAUUUGCAAUUUUUUUCAAAUUUCUUGUGUAAAAAUUUAAACGGUAUUUUUUUGAAAAAAACUUAAAUUUCUCGAGAAUAUUUGCAAUUUUUUUCAAAUUUCUUGGGUAAAUUUUUCAACGGUAUUUUUUUGAAAAAAAUUUAAAUUUCUCGAGAAUAUUUGCAAUUUUUUUCAAAUUUCUUGGGUAAAUUUUUCAACGGUAUUUUUUUGAAAAAAAUUUAAAUUUCUCGAGAAUAUUUGCAAUUUUUUUCAAAUUUCUUGUGUAAAUUUUCAAACGGUAUUUUUUUUGAAAAAAAUUCAAAUUUCUCGAGAAUAUUUACAAUUUUGCAAAUGUCUUGUGUAAAAUUUAAACGGUAUUUUUUUGAAAAAAACUUAAAUUUCUCGAGAAUAUUUGCAAUUUUUUUCAAAUUUCUUGUGUAAAAUUUAAACGGUAUUUUUUUGAAAAAAACUUAAAUUUCUCGAGAAUAUUUGCAAUUUUUUUCAAAUUUCUUGGGUAAAUUUUCAAAAAAAUACCGUAGUUUUAUGGUGUACGGUAACACUCGUUCAGCUGUGCGCAUCCCGGAUUUCCCGCAAUUUUCUGCCGACUUUGGACUGCAAAAUCCGCGAGAUUUGCAGAGUUUCCGAGACUGAUGAGAAUGAGUGUCGAUCACGUUUUUGCUCAUUUUACAGAUUUAUUACUUUGGAAACUGUUCAUCGGAGUUGCCGGACGGACUGAUAAUGGCCGAAAUGACGGAGGCCCUCGACAUACCGCCCGUCUGUUUGCCACGUAAGCGAAAAAGUUUCCGUGUGUUGAUUGAGCUCGUCAAAGGGUUGCAAUGUUGAGAUUUGACGCAGACUUUGUAGGCGUCAAGUUUCAGACCGAUCGGAAUUUCACGUCAAGCCCGAAGCGCUUGUCGAGCCCUAGAACACUUCAAAUGAUCUCUUUUACAGUGCACAAAGAGCAAGUGUUGGUCGGAGAAAUUGUGCAAACGCAUCGAUGGAUGCAAGUGGUGCACAAGGGAAAAAAAUGGUUGGCGGAGACGAAAACGGUGGCAUGCGCGAAGGGGUUUGUUUGUGCGGAGGCGGAUAACAGAACGAGACAAGAAAUGGAUCCGUACGGAAAUCCACUGGUCAGGACGGAAGGCGGACGGUGGAUGGCUUUUGGAAUUCAGAGAAAGAGUACCGAUUUGACAGGGUGUCUUUCUUGGAUAUUGUAAUUUCAGAGACGACAACGAACCAGGUGGACACGUUCUACAAACUGACGGACUAUGCGGAUCGAAUUGUGAAAGUGAUCGGGGUUUCGGUACUCAAGAAAUUUAUGACGGCAGCAACGAGUACGGUAGCCACGACUCGAGCAGCCACGACUAGACUAGCCACGAUUACGGUACCCACAUCCACGACUAAUUUACCAACCAGUACGACGAUGCCUCCGACAACUGAGUCAACAUCAUUUCCCUCUUCCCCUUCAUCUUCUUCUUCUUCUUCUUCUCCGUCUCAACCAGCACGACCAUCCACAACUACAGUAAUCCCGCGAAAGUCGAUCCUCAUUCCGUUGGGUCCGGCGCCGCCGAAACAGAAAAAAAAGGUGGAUAAGUGGUGGGAGCACAUUCAUAAGCAAAAUGUCGAAUCGGAACGGAAGGGUGCCGGUGCCGCCGGCUCGAGCCUCGCUUUCAUUGCAUUCUUUGCCUGUUUGGUGUGA